Molecule: messenger RNA, 678 nt
Organism: Galendromus occidentalis (western predatory mite)
Lineage: Eukaryota; Metazoa; Arthropoda; Arachnida; Mesostigmata; Phytoseiidae
Exons: 2
Coding region: 1-678 (225 amino acids)
Source: RefSeq, a predicted model, not a curated record
AUGCAAGCCUUGGUCUAUUUCUUACUCCCGGACAAGUCCAAGGCUACCUACAACCGAGUCUUCGCCAUGCUCAAAGAGUAUGCCCUCUCUGUGGGGAAAGUUUUCCAACCCACAACGGUGCAAUUGGACUUCGAAGCUUUGUGGAGGAAAGCACAGGAGCUCGGUUUACAGCCUUACUAUGGGGAUCGAGCUGUGAACAGAUUCCUCAAAUGCGUGGCAGCCCUCAGUUUGGUGCCUCUGGAGGAGAUCGAUGAAGCUUGGCUGCAGAUAGACAGCGACUCUCCGAGUGCAGACCAUCCAGCCUUCCAAGCCCUCGAUCGCUUCAAAACGUACUUCAUAAGCACGUGGUUGGAGAACGAGUCGGUUUUCCCGCGUGUUCUCUGGAACCAUUACAGGAACUUCGGAGCGCGUACAACAAACCAUAUCGAGGGUUGGCAUCACGCCCUCAAUGGUCGCGUCGGGAAACGACACGUUAACCUCUUCGAGAUCGUGUCGCACCUUCAGAAAGAAGAGCACGGCAAUAAAGCUCAACGCUCGCCACUCGAUAUGGGCAGAGCUCCGAAGCCUGUUCGGAAGAAGUAUCGAGUUCUGAACGAACGACUGAUCCGUCUGACGGAUCAAUAUGAAGCCCAGGAGCUCUCUUUGAUACAAUAUGUGAGCCGGGUCGCUCACAACUAA